This is a messenger RNA of Rasamsonia emersonii CBS 393.64, 1101 nucleotides long. RefSeq lists its product as uncharacterized. Gene Ontology annotation, biological process: canonical NF-kappaB signal transduction. Bases 1 to 1101 code for a protein of 366 amino acids. The transcript has 4 exons. The record is from RefSeq and is a predicted model, not a curated record. NCBI's taxonomy places the organism in Eukaryota, Fungi, Ascomycota, Eurotiomycetes, Eurotiales, Trichocomaceae.
AUGGACUCGACUGCCACAAAUGGUAGCACUCACAGCAAGAAAGAAGACAAUCCACAGACUUCAUCCGCGACCAAAGAAAGCCACACUGAUGAGCAAGAUGAAUAUGCGCGUUCGCGGCAUGGCAGGUUCCGCUUCAAAUCGUCCAAAUCCAGAUUGAAGCGCGACGGUUCGCCAUCUUCUUCUUCGCAUAGACAUUCGGACAAAGAUUAUGAUGAGCAUCGUCACAGUCACCAUCACCAUCACCGUCGACACCGUCACCACCACCAUGGACACCACCGCUCCUCUAAGCGGCGAAAGACCGAGUCCUCCCCGCCGCCAUCCCCGCCCUUUGAUCCGCCUCUGUCACCAAACACCGCUUUCCGCGAGUCUCUCUUCGACGCCCUGGCAGACGACGAGGGCGCUGCAUUCUGGGAAUCGAUCUAUGGACAGCCUAUCCACACAUACGCGAUACCGUCCGUGCCCAAGGGCCCCAACGGCGAGCUCGAGCGCAUGACAGACGAGGAGUACGCGGAGUACGUACGGGCCCGAAUGUGGGAGCGAACGCACGAAGGCAUGAUGGAAGAGCGGGAGCGUCUUCGAAGGGAAAAGGAGAAGGAGAAGAGGCGAGCGGAGGCCGAGCGACGACGAGCUGAAGAACAACUGAAAUUCGAACGAGCGAUAGAGGAGAGUCUGAGACGUGGGGAGGAGAGAAGACGAGCCAAGGCCUGGAAGGCCGCAUGGGAGGAGUAUCAGCGAAGCUGGGAAGAGCUCAAUGCUGCGGUGGCGGCCAAGGAGGAGCCUGGCACCAGCGCUGCUGCUGGCGACGGUCCCGAGAAUAAAAAGAAGCCGUUUAUCCUCCGCAACCACCUCUUCUGGCCUGUCGAGUCCGGGAAAAGACGGGACAUCUCACGCGAGGCCGUGGCGGAGUUUAUGCGCCAUGCCCCUGCUGCUGCUGCCGCCUCUGGACACGCAGACAUCGUCGCCACGCUCAAAACCGAGCGUGUGCGCUGGCAUCCCGAUAAGAUGCUUCAUCGGUUCAUGGUGCAGUCAAGAAGUGACAUUUCGGCGCUACGGUUGGGAUGGGAUUAUAUCAAGGUUACUGGGUUACCUAGUAUGCAGUAA